UAAAAGAGCGUUAGGUGUGGGCAGGUGUAGGAGUGUCGCGUGAUGCCUAUAUGUGGUUUCUUAUGCGUUAGGUGUAUCAGGUGUAUCAUCCAGAGCUGUCUAUAGGACCGUGAUUUCAACUGCUCGAGCUGCGUGGUGUGAAGGAGAGUAGGAUGCAGGCCAUUAAGUGCGUUGUCGUAGGGGACGGAGCCGUAGGUAAAACAUGCCUCCUCAUAAGCUACACUACCAACGCCUUUCCUGGAGAAUAUAUUCCAACUGUGUUCGACAAUUACUCAGCAAAUGUAAUGGUCGAUGGGAAACCAAUCAAUCUCGGUUUAUGGGACACGGCUGGUCAGGAAGAUUACGACAGACUGAGACCCUUGUCUUACCCACAAACAGAUGUGUUCUUGAUCUGUUUCUCGUUGGUUAACCCGGCCAGUUUCGAAAACGUUCGUGCCAAGUGGUAUCCAGAGGUGCGUCAUCACUGUCCAGCUACUCCGAUCAUUUUAGUAGGAACGAAGUUGGAUUUACGCGAAGACAAGGAGACAAUUGAGAAAUUAAAAGACAAAAAGCUUGCACCAAUUACAUAUCCCCAGGGUUUGACAAUGGCAAAAGAGAUCGGUGCAGUGAAAUAUUUAGAAUGUUCAGCGCUGACACAGAAAGGAUUGAAAACAGUAUUCGACGAAGCGAUUCGUGCAGUAUUAUGCCCUGUUCUGCAAGUAAAACCAAAACGCAGAUGUUUCCUUCUAUAAUAUUAAAUGUCCGAUGACGGUGGAGCAUGUGUAAAUGUAUGACCCCUCCUCCGAUCGGACUCGAUUACAGCAGGACAUUUAACUCUGAUUGAAAAAAAAGAAGAAACCGCUGUACGAUUCAUUUCUCUACCAGCAUCUGCCAUAAAAGCGCACAAAUCAAUUUGUAUAAUGCGUCUAAAAAGGUAAAAAGAAAAAAAUAUAUGUGUGUUUUGGACAUUAGCCAAAUGUUCCAAACAGAGAAAGGAAGCCAAAUGAAAAUCGAACUGAUAAUGUACAGUAUACUAGAGUGUGUUACUAAUAUUAGUUACUACAUAUGAAUCGUAAGGAAACAAACAUUGCUAUGUGUGUUUGUUCGCACACUGGAUACUAAUCAAUUUGAUCGUAGAGACGAACCAUUUCAUGCAAUUUCGCAUUGUAUAUUUUAGAAAAAUGUACAUUUUAGAGGAAUAUUAAUCCAUUUUUUAAAUCUUUGAUAUAGGAAAUAACAAAGUAAAAAUAUUAAUAAUUCUAACAAUUUCUUUAUGUUUUACUUGCGUCUCACUUUUCUAUGGCAAGCAUUUCUCUCUGAUAAGUUGAUCUUUCCCAAGCGACAAUUCUAUUUAGAGUCGAAUAGUGUUCUGAGAGACAUACAAACUGGUAGAAGGUGGUUUCUUACCAAAAAUAUUUUUCUGGGAAAUGAUAUUUCCAAGAGAAUGAAUUUUCCAAAAAUUCGUUAAGUACAUUUGCAUUUAAUUAAACUUUGGCUCUGUAUACUUUGAUAUAAACUGUACUCAUGUUUCUUGUGAUUCGCAAGGAAUUUUAUAUAUUCAUUUUUAAUCCAGCUGAUAAGUUAUUUAGGUGGUGGCAUAAAUGCUCUUAGAAUAUAUUUCUUUUUAUCUCUGAACCAAGGUCUGAGUGCUUGCAAACUGAAAGAUGGGUCAAAGUAGAAGUCUAUUUGAAACUUGAAUUAAAAUGAAGGCUUACAAAGGCUAAUGAAUUUUCUUAUUCAUCUUCCUUGAAAGCAAGGUCUGAUAAAAAAAAUAUUAUUUUCUGUGUUCAAUGAACUUUUCCAAGCAGAGUUACAACUGCUCCUUACUUUUUCAAGAAUACCAUCCACAAAUCAGAUGCAAAUUGCAUAAAAUGAAUUCCUCCGUGAACUGAAUUGGUUAAUAUUGCUAUGAGUGUUUGUGUGCGCAUACACCACAUCAUGAUAUAACGUAGAUAGUCACCUAAGUUUUAGAGAUGAGCAAUACAAGUGUGAUUCGAGUUCUCUGCCUCUUCGUUGCAUCUUUCUAUUGCAACGAUUUUGCUGUAAUUGAUACGCACAACAUGGCCCUGAAAAGAUAAAACAUGAAAAGGAAAAUUUAAUAUCAGAGGUGGGGAAGAAAAUUAGUAUGCGUGGGUGAAUGAUGUUUGAAAGAGUGCAUAUAAAAGCCAUGAGAGAAAGACAGAUAAAGAAAUUAUUCUAUAGCAAGUAAUUGUACAUAAAUGGUAAAAGUUCAAACUGUAUUCCUAUUACUAUCAUUUUACAUGUAUAAGCUGCUGAAUCUAAAUCGAACGUUAUUUGUUUUCUAUAUAUAUAUUAUAAAUAUAUAUAAAGUGGGGCUGGA
This is a messenger RNA of Hylaeus volcanicus, 2320 nucleotides long. RefSeq names its product ras-related protein Rac1 (gene Rac1). Gene Ontology annotation, molecular function: GTP binding; protein kinase binding; GTPase activity. The transcript has 4 exons. Gene Ontology annotation, biological process: regulation of cell shape; actin filament organization; small GTPase-mediated signal transduction. Bases 153 to 731 code for a protein of 192 amino acids. Gene Ontology annotation, cellular component: plasma membrane; cytoskeleton; cytoplasmic vesicle. NCBI's taxonomy places the organism in Eukaryota, Metazoa, Arthropoda, Insecta, Hymenoptera, Colletidae. The record is from RefSeq and is a predicted model, not a curated record.